Oryzias latipes (Japanese medaka) is the source of this 3412-nucleotide messenger RNA. RefSeq names its product mitogen-activated protein kinase kinase kinase 19 (gene map3k19). NCBI's taxonomy places the organism in Eukaryota, Metazoa, Chordata, Actinopteri, Beloniformes, Adrianichthyidae. Gene Ontology annotation, molecular function: ATP binding; protein kinase activity. The record is from RefSeq and is a predicted model, not a curated record. Gene Ontology annotation, biological process: protein phosphorylation.
GUGUCUGGGUGGGAGUGGUCUUUUACAGAGUCCAAACAGCUCAGCUGAGAAACCAUGCGAACACUUUUCACCUGAGCCACAGAAUCAUACUGUACCUUACAUAAAUUAGGAGAACAUCUGAGGAUCGUGAGGAGGCCAUACAGUUUGGAGGCUAAGAAACAGAUGAGAGAAUCUGUGCCCGUUUCGAAAAAACUAUGGAAACACUAAGAGAAACCUGCCAAACCAACCACAGAGGAAGCAGCAGGGGGUUUUGUCUGCCAAGUUUGAGCACCAGACACUGGAACCACGCUGCCCCCCCUCUGUCAUCCAGCCUGCUGAGUAUUAGGACCCCACACCAGCCAGUGCCCCCCAGAAACAGGCGGAGCAAGGAGUGUGUGUCCCCACCAUCACACAGCCUGCGGUCUGUGACGGAUUCAAGCCAGCUCAGCCGAUCAGCCCCCACCAUCAUGGAACCACUGCUGUGUCUCAGCACUACCACACAGACCAGAGCACACACUCAGACCCGUUUAGGCUUUCAACAAGACCUAAAUGGUCAUAAGGGUUUUGGUUCAGGUUUGCCCACCCGAGCGCCAAAGUUUUUAACUCCACUUUGUGGAAAACCCAGAGACGGCACAACUCUGCCAACUCUUAAGCCAUGCAUUCCUCUGAAGCCCAUAAGCAGGGAUGCUGUAACUACUAACACUGGCAGUGAGGAGAACUGCUCCGGCAGCAGCUGCCAGAGUUCCCUGAAUCUGGAGGAUGACAGGAACAUCUAUAAGGAUUCCCAUUCUGAAAAAAACCUGAGGCUCUUUUGGGAUGAAUCUUUGAAACAUUCAAAAGAUUUUAAGUCCCCUCAAAAAGAUCUGGCUGAGGAGACAAGACCAGAUUUAAAAAUGUAUCCAAGAGAUGGCCCAGGAAGAUCGACCAGUACACUCGAAGGAGACUUUAUAGUAAAAGAAAAUCCUCUUCUCUGCCGUAAAAAGUCUGGGAAAGUUCGUCAUAAUAAAAACUGUACGAUAGACUCGAUUGAGAGAGAGCCCUUGAAAACUCAAGACUGUGUACAGAAAGAGAACGGUACAUCUCCUAGACACUUGGAGACUUCCGGAUUUUCAACGGAGGACAAGCAUGAAGUUUUAUCUGACAACAUUUAUGUUCCAGAUGGAAAUCAAAGAUGUAACCAGCAAACAGAGACAUUUGAGAAUGUUUCUUCUGCUGACGAUUCCAAGCAAGGAAAGGACAUUAAAGACUCAAAGCUUGAGUUUAGUAAAAUGAGAAAAACUACCAUGAACUCUGAGAUAAGAAAAAACAAUCAAAUGAACCAGUCCUUCCACAUCAAAGUGUGUAAAAACAGCUUGGAAAAUGUUGAAUUUACUGGUAGGGAGGCGAGAGUCGUAGCUGAUCAUUUAAAAACUAAAGUUGCCAAGCGGCCAAAGAGUGAAACAGUUGACCUCAACAGGUUUAGCAGCAACACAGAUCAACAGCUCACACCAGCAAAAGAGCAGAAAAUGACACAUUCAAGUGAAAAAGCCCAACGGUCUAAGUCAGCUGCGGACAAGAACACCCACAGAGAAACGUUUCAACAGAUUCAGAGAAGGGAUGAAGAAGCAGCUGUCCGUGAGAUGUUCGUCAGCCCUGUGUUUGAAAACCUAAGAGUUUCCAGCUCCUGUGGGAAACCCAAAGAGAGAAAAUUGCACUGUGGACCCAGGAAGAAAGAGGAGCAGGUCACAUUGGUCAAAGAAAAGCCUUUUAACAGAGGAAUAAACAGAGUCAAGAGAGGCCCUGCAGGAAGUACAUCCAGUUCAGGUAAAGCCAAACCUGGCCCCUCCAAAACAAAACCUCCUCUUAUUGCUGUGUCAAAGGAAGCCGUCAACACCCAACUUGAAUUUAUCAAAGGUGUUGGUGACGUUGGUGACAUCUUUAGUGACGUUAGAGAUCAGUGUUGGAGCACCAAUCAAAAGUUAUCUACCAUGUCAACGGUUGGUAAGACAGAAACAUCCAGCAAGCUGCAAGUUGCUACGGCAACAGGAAACCACAGUCAAGUUCUGGAGUCAGCAUCAUCUCCAAGACCUCUACAGAUCGACACGAGGACUUCCGGCAGCAGGUGCCACACCCCCAUGUCACAGGUUUACCAAAAGUUUCUAGACGAGGCGGAGGAUGGCCCGCUCACAGAUGACCUGCUGCAGUGUCUGGCAGAAGAGCUAAUCUCAUUGGAUAAGAGGGAUUCUUCCAUGGGGAUAGAAAGCUCUGAACGGAGUAAACAAGAAGCUCCAUCAGGACUAAAUACAUUUGUUAAGGCUGCUGCUGUAAACCGUGAUGCUCGUCUGGGCUCUGAAUUGGCCAUCACUUGGAAAAAAGGCGAAGAACUCGGCAAGGGUGCCUAUGGCACAGUGUACUGUGGCCUCACGAGUCAGGGUCAGCUGAUUGCUGUUAAGCAGGUGACCUUAAACGCGACUGAUCAUGACGAAGCAAAGAAAGAGUACCGUCACCUUCAGAUCGAGGUGGAGCUACUUAAAACCCUCCAACACAUCAACAUUGUUGGCUUUCUGGGAACUUCGCUUGAUCAACACGUGGUCUCAAUUUUCAUGGAGUACAUCCCAGGAGGCUCCAUUGCCAGCAUCAUUCACAGGUUUGGACCACUGCCGGAACAAGUGCUGGCUCUCUACACUCAACAGAUCUUGGAAGGGGUGGCCUACCUCCACCGGAACAGGGUGAUUCAUCGGGACAUUAAAGGAAACAAUGUCAUGCUGAUGCCAACAGGGGUCAUCAAGCUCAUAGACUUUGGCUGUGCACGGCGUCUCAGUUGCUUAAACAGCACAUUUGGUAACAGUGCAGAGCUGAUCAAGUCGGUCCACGGCACUCCUUAUUGGAUGGCUCCCGAGGUCAUCAGUGAGUCAGGUUACGGCAGAAAGUCCGAUGUUUGGAGUGUUGGUUGCACUGUUUUUGAAAUGGCCACAGGGAAACCCCCUCUUGCACACAUGGACAGGAUGGCAGCUUUGUUCUAUAUCGGCGCUAGGAGAGGGUCGAUGCCAUCUUUGCCAGAUGGAUUCUCCCAGAAUGCAAAGGACUUUGUAAAAAUCUGCUUGAUCAGUGAGGAGAGACUGCGGCCGUCAGCUGGUCAGCUGCUGAAGCAUUCUUUCAUUCCUCAGAGGGAUUCGUGCUGUCUCUUUGGAAACAUGGAGGCAGAGAAAUCAUCGGCACCAGCCAGACAUCUGUAAAUUUAAGACGGUUUUGCCGGCCUUCCUCCACCUGAACCAAUCCUUCGUUACGGACUGGCCCUCAAUCACCAUCAGCAUCAAGACCAGUCUUCUCUGGUCAAAGCUUAUCCCACCAGCACGCAGGAUGCCUUCAGCCCAGAGCCUAACUGCCAAAGACUAUGGACUCAUUUCAUGCACAUUUUUUGUAUCACAAAUAAAGUUGUUUUUUUCUAAGCAUC